GUGAUCAAUUUGUUUACUGCCCUGUCACACCGUUGGCAUUCUGGGGACACGUCAUUUGAUUGCAUUAUUUUAUUUUUGUAAAGUUAACCUUAACGUAAUAAUUUGAUAUCGGGAUUAACCGGUAAAAUAUAGAUAUAAAUGGCUGCUUCCAGUGGAACAUCGUUUGUCCUGGCUGCUAUCCUCACGGUGCUACUGUUCUCCGGGAUGCAGAUGUAUCGGCAGUGGCUUGCCUCCUCCCAGCUACACACCAUACUCGGCGGCUAUCUUGGCUCUGUUCUCUUCAUCCUGAUUCUCACUGCUGUUGGAAACAUCGAGUCCAUUGCGUUUGGGAAAGGUUUCCAGACCAAGCUAUUUCCUGAAGUUGCUGUGUGUUUAGUGACUGCUCUAUUUGCUGCAGGGAUGAUUCACAGAGUCUGCACAACCACAUGCCUAGUAUUUUCACUGGUAGCUCUCUACUACAUCAACAGAGUGUCGCAGGCCACUCAUGAGCGUCCUGCUCCUGUCUAUACGGCUCCUAGCAAGAAGAAAAAGUGAAUAGUAUCCAUCAACUCUCACUUGUACAUAUCCAUUUUGCAUCAUAAUUUUUUAAAAGUUUGUACUUUAAAUUAAGAUUAUUGUGAACUGAAAUAUAAAAAUGUGUGCAAAAAUUAUAUGUAUAAUCAAUU
Molecule: messenger RNA, 665 nt
Organism: Homalodisca vitripennis (glassy-winged sharpshooter)
Lineage: Eukaryota; Metazoa; Arthropoda; Insecta; Hemiptera; Cicadellidae
Product: protein KRTCAP2 homolog
Exons: 5
Coding region: 139-534 (131 amino acids)
Source: RefSeq, a predicted model, not a curated record